UCCUUUUUGACCCCCACCUCCACACCCCCUCUCGCCACAGCUCCCUCCCUCCCUCCCUGGUUUGCUUGUUUGUUUGCUUGCUGACUUUUCCCUUCAAUUCUUCAAUUCUUCUUCUGCUUCUUCUUCGUCUUUAUUAGUCUACCCUGCUGCAUCUUGGUCUGUAUUGUGCUGCUUUCUCACCGCCCUCCAUCCUCUCUACCUCUUCGUUGUCGUUGCUGCUGCUGCUUACUUAUUUUAUUUGAUUACCCAACACUAUGGCCUCAGAGGAUGACGAAUCCGACUUCAGCAGUGAGGAUAUCAAGAGGUGCGUUCUAACCAAGGAUCCUAGUACAUUUAUGAUGACGGACAGUGAUAACCACGGUAAAGAUCCUGCGACAGGCUCUACUGGAACUCGAGACGCACAUUUAGAUUCUACUUCCGAGAAACAUUCUCCUCCUUCUGGGAACCUCGGUAGUGGCGGUGGCCCGGAGACUGUGUCAGACAUGCAGCCCCUUACAGAAGACUCCUACGGUGGUGGUUUAUAUGGACACGACGCACCCAACACCCCAACAUCGCAGUACACAUGCCAUGCUAGUGACUUCCAGAGUGCUGAAGGUCAAGAAUCCGACAUGCCUGACAGGAAAGGAGUUCAUGAACCCCCUUCUUCUGGUGAUCGUGCGACUGAUAUCACUGGUAUCUCCUACAUACAGUGAGUAUUAAAACAAAAGAAUCUGUUUUGAGGUCAAUGUUACCUUUCUUUAUAUGCGAUUUUGAGUGGCUCAGUGCUGCUAAAUUAUGUUACGCAUUUUGUUGCAUCGCUGUCAGCCCAAGCUGUGUGUAGAGAUGAUAUAAGAAGCUUCAGGAGCAACGGCCUCGCGUUAUUGAUCCUGAAUCACCUACAGGAUGUAGGAUUAAAGUAUACUCGGCCCAGCAAGUGGAUGCAGGGCGCUAUGUUUCUGUAUAUAAAGCUAAUGUCUACAAGUAGUUUGUUCAGAAAUGCUCCAGAAACGUUCCAGAAACGAGAACAGUUAAGGAAAGCAUAAGGUCUUUCUUUGAUGAUGGAGGAGUUGCGGCUAAAGUUUACCGAUUUAGUGGAUGAUUAAAGGUAACCAGUAACCUGUUCAGAUGUAAGUUUGUACAACCUUCAUAUCUACUUGACAAGCUAAUAUCCACGAAAAUUUCGUUUAUCUGGUGAAACCUGCUACUUCUGUAAUUUUUUAAGAUUAUGCUGUCGGCAUUUUCAUAAAUGCGGCAGAAGUCAUAAGGGUGAAAUAGGCAAAACUCCAAUAUAUUUUUGUUGUUGUGCCUACUGUGACUUAUCAUAAACACUUUCAUGCUUCCACGAAUGGUGGAAGUUCACCCACGAAUGUGAAUGCCACAACACUGCUUCGAAGAAUCACCCUGCUUGGUCCAGAGUGGAGCUGUCCUAGAGAUCGACACAUUAAUAUGUAUUGGAGUUUAUCAAUUAUUCUCUAAUUAAACAGUAACUUAUUAACUGUUUUAAUGUAUAAAAAAAUCUUGAUAAGUAAGAAUGUUUUAGAGCAUAAAAUCAUGUCAAUAAAGGUCGGAUUGAUAGUAAUAAAUUAUCUUGAAGUUGCUGUAUAAAUCCUUCUUUUUCUACGAAGGAAUAGUUGGUUGACUCUGUUAGUAUAUGUAUAUAUAUAUAUAUACAGUGACAAACAAAACCGAGUACAAAAUCUGAACACUCAUAGUUCAUUGAUCCUUCCAACUAACACAUAAGUCAAUUGAUAGAAUUACUUUUUUAUUGUGUGUAUUCAUCCAGUCUUCUAAAUGGAUGAAAAAUCUCAUUAUCAUUUGAAGUAGUGUUUGUGAGAAAAGUGUUGUAGAAGCACACAGACGUGCGUACUCAGUUUUGGUUGCUUCUUCUUGUUGAAUUUCGAAAUUUCAAUGUACACUCCUUGUUGCAAGAUUUGAGGGCAUGUUUUGUUUGUUGUGUUGCUCUUGUUGUGUACUAUCUAUAGUGAAAGUUGAUUUGUCAAUUGUAUCUCUAUGCCUUGGUUGUGUGAGUCAUUGAAGCACCAAGCAUUGGUGCAGCUUAGGAGUGGUGUUUCUACAAGAAAAGUUGCAGACUCACUUGGAAUGAGUCAGUCUUUAGUAGCUCAUCUGAGGAAGGAGAUUAGUGGUGAAAUAGAAAAGCAAAGAGGAGGACGUCCAAAGGUUUUAGGAGAGCAAGAGAAGCGACUUGGUGUGCACCUUGUCACUGCUGGUUGUCUCAAAACGGCGAGUGCAGCUGCAAAACAACUUCGAGAAAAAACAGGUAAACACUUCUCAGACAUCACCUUGAGGUGUGGUUUGAGAGAAGCUGGUUUGGGUGCUUGUGUGCAACAAAAGAAGCCUCUACUUGCCAAAAGACAUGUUCUUGCAAGGUUGAGUUUUGCUCAUAAAUACAAAAAUUGGACUGUUGAUGAUUGGAGAUGGGUUAUUUUCAGUGAUGACAAAGAUUAACCUAAUCAACUCAGAUGGUAGGUCUUGGUGUUGGUUGAGAGAAGGAGAACGACUUGGACCUAAACAUGUUAGUCAAACUGUCAAACAUGGUGGUGGUUCAAUUAUGAUUUGGAGUUGUAUGACUGCUUUUGGGCCGGGUGCUUGGUAUCAAAUUGAAGGUAGAAUGGAGCAACACUUGUACAAAAAAAAUUUAGAAACCUACUUGCAAAGUACCACACAAAAUUACAACUUAGAUCCUACUAAGGUGGUUUUUCAACAUGAUAAUGAUCCCAAACAUACGGCAAAAAGUGUUCAGUUUUGGCUAUCUUCACAGCCAUUUCAGCUCCUUUGAUGGCCAGCUCAAUCUCUAGAUUUGAAUCCAAUGGAACAUUUUUGGGCCCUUCUCAAACAGCGUUUAAGCCAAGUCACUCCAAGGCCAAGAGGUGUUCAAGAAUUGUGGGAGAAUGUUUGUAGUAUUUAUCCUAGUUUUGAUGCAAAAGAUUGUGAGAAACUAUACAAAAGUAUGCCAAGAAGGAUUUCAGCUGUUUUGGAAGCAAAAGGUUAUUGGACUAAAUAUUGAAGUUUGAAGAUUUUCUUUGAACAAUACUGAGUACAAGACAUAGUUGUUGAUUUGACUUUGUAGAAGGAUGUUUAGUUAUCAAUUUGAUGUGCAACUUUGUACGUGUGUACAAGACUGUGUGUAUUAUUCCAUGUAACUUUCAGAUUUAUAAAGCAAUCAUUGAAAUUU
This is a messenger RNA of Physcomitrium patens, 3172 nucleotides long. RefSeq lists its product as uncharacterized. The record is from RefSeq and is a predicted model, not a curated record. Lineage: Eukaryota; Viridiplantae; Streptophyta; Bryopsida; Funariales; Funariaceae.